CACUUUCGCCCGGCUUGGGGGGCACGGAGGGUGUGCCCGACCAGGUCUUGGAAAACUUCCUCCUUGUCACCUCGGUAGCUCCAGGGCAGGAUCCAGAUGGACCCCCGCCCAGACCCUUGAGGUACCUCUCACGCUUUCCCUUCUUGGCUGUGUGUCAAGUCUCCACCCCCCAGAUUGCCCCUUUCUCCCUAAAACUACUGCACCGGGUGCUCCGCCCGUUGCCCCAAGACCCAGCAGCCGGCCCCGCCCUCGUUGCCUGCCCAGCUCUAGUAGGCCGGCCUGGGCCGGGUGUAUAAAGGAGCGGGCGCUCUGCGAGCAGCCCCCGUGACGCCUUCCACCGCAGCUCCAGGGUGCAGGAGAACCUUGACCAGCCAGGGCCGCCGGCAGCUAGCAGACCAGCAGACCAGCGGAGCCCACGCGCGCCCGAAGUCAUGGCUGCCAGGAAAGCUCUGAUUGUGUUGGCUCACUCAGAAAAAACAUCCUUCAACUAUGCCAUGAAGGAGGCUGCUGUACAAGCUCUGAAGAAGAAAGGAUGGGAUGUGCUUGAGUCAGACCUCUAUGCCAUGAACUUCAAUCCUCUCAUCACCAGAGAGGAUAUCAAAGGUAAACUCAAAGACGCUGGGAACUUCCAGUAUGCUGCCGAGUCUGCUCUAGCUUAUAAGGAAGAUCGUCUGAGCCCAGAUAUUGUGGCUGAACAAAAGAAACUAGAAGCUGCGGACCUGGUGAUUUUUCAGUUCCCACUACAGUGGUUUGGAGUCCCUGCCAUCAUGAAGGGCUGGUUCGAGCGAGUUCUCGUCUCAGGGUUCGCUUACACGUAUGCUGCCAUGUAUGACCAAGGACCUUUUCGGAAUAAGAAGGCAGUGCUUUCCAUCACCACUGGUGGCAGUGGCUCCAUGUACUCUCUGGAGGGAGUCCACGGGGACAUGAAUAUCAUCCUCUGGCCAAUUCAGAGUGGCAUUCUCCAUUUCUGUGGGUUCCAAGUCUUAGAACCUCAACUGACAUACAGCAUUGGGCACGUACCAGCGGAUGCCCGAACUCAGAUCCUGGAAGGAUGGAAGAAACGCCUAGAGAAUAUUUGGAAUGAGCCCUCACUAUACUUUGCUCCAAGUAACUUCUUUGACCUCAACUUCCAGGCAGGAUUCUUAAUGAAAAAAGAAGUAAAGGAAGAGCAGAAAAGCAAGAAAUCUGGCCUCUCUGUGGGUCAUCACUUGGGCAAAUCCAUUCCAACUGACAACCAGAUCAAAGCCAUAAAAUAAGAUUCAUAGAACUUGAUUUCCUAGAAAAACGUAGCCAAAGCUUAGCAUCUUUCUUAGACGUCUUUGAUGUUCCUUCAGAAUUCUUUAAGGUCCUCUACAUAAUUUAAUUUCUUUUGAGAUAAAUUUUUAGGGAUAAGUCUGACUAGACACAGGCCUCCCUGGUGGCGCAGUGGGUUAAGACGCAACCUAUGAUGCUGUCCACAGCCUCUGCAGCACAAGUUCUAGUCUCCGGCCAGCCAGGGAGCAACCCACAUGGCACAGCAGACUGCUCCUGACUCCCCUGCUUCUCCCCUCAGCAGUGUACUUCAGUCAAUCUGCCUGUUCUGUUCCCCACUCUGUCUCUGGUGAAUCCUCUCACCCCCCCACAACUCUGGCCUGUACCCCAGCUCUUGUAUGCAUAAAUAAAUCAUAAUAAAUAAAUCUGACUAGACACCAUCCAACUCUUCAAAGAUCUUUUUUUUUUUUUAAGAUUUAUUUUUAUAUAAGAACCAGGGUACAGGCCAGAUGCGCGGGAGGGUGAGAUGAUUCACCGGAGACAGAGCAGGGAACAGAACAGGCAGACUGAUGAAUACACUGCUGAGGGGAGCAGCAGGCGAGACAGGAGAGGUCUGCUUUGCCAUGCGGGAUUCUUGCCAGCUGGGAUCGAACCCACGCUGCAGAGGCUGUGGACAGCUUCGCAGUGCAGCGCUCAACUGACUGAGCCACCAGGGAGGCCCCUGAUCUAUUUUUCUUUUAAUUACCUCUCUGUGGUUUGUGGCAGAAGGGAAUUGCUCAGAGAAAGAAAUGACUGAAUGUCUUAACUAAGGGACUUGUUUAGUAGUCAUUAUAGUUGUUUGUAAUAUACAUUGGUUUUAAUUACUAUACCCUGACAAAUAUGUAUGUAAUGUUACUUUCUUCAGCUUUUGUUAUUUGUAUAUGGUACAGAUACCUUGAAAUGAAAAGCUAAUAAAAGCUUUUUUACCUCAGUUUUCUAAUUUAAUAUUUGCAGAAAUAAACCAACACAUGUAUAUACGGCAUUUGCUACAGUAGGUGAAUUCAAGAAAGAAAAUAAUACCCCUAAUACUUAAAACAGCAUUCCACCAACAGUACUUUAUUUCUCAUCUAUAUAAACAUCUGGAAACUUUUCUCUGUAUCAUUACUAAACUGACAUCUUUCAAGGAUGCAUUUUGGUUCCAAGACACUUGGGAUAAGAUCAAAUGCCUGGAGUUUCUUUAACUUCAGUGAACAAUUUGGGCAUAAUGUUCUAUCUUCCCACUUAAAUUGCAGAAGUGCAUCUCUACUAACUGUUGGUGUUUGAUGAAAGACCACCCUCUUGUGGUGCACUGAAAGAACAUACAAGUUAUGAUGCAAAGUAAGGUUGCCUGAAAUUGGCAGCAGCCUACUUACUACCUGCCUAUGAUAGCAUCUAGUCGGAGAACCUCACUUGCCACAUACUAACUAGAACUGAGGUUUGCCCCCCUCCCCACUACAAUAUCCACAACAGCAGGUAUCUGGGUGUUUCAGUUUGAAAAUAAUUUUUGCUGCCUUCAUCCUUACUAAUUUUGUGUGAAUAUCUAAAAGAUUCAAAUGAAAUAAUAUCCAUUUCUACAAAACAGAUCCAUACUCAUUAGUUUUAGUGCAGGUGGUGAUAGAGGCAUUCUGGUAAAAAUGGAUUCUACUGAGGAAGCUGUGAUCAGAGGCUUCAGUAAUAAAUUAUGGCUAUAAGCCUAAGAUGACUUAGCUGGAAAACUUAUUCAACAGGGCUGUUUCAUACUAAAUGGUAGUAUUAAAAUACUACUAAAUGGCAGUAUUAAAAUACCUAUUAAAAUACUUUGGACCAGGCCUCCCCGGUGGCACAGCGGUUGAGCGCUGGGUUG
Molecule: messenger RNA, 3112 nt
Organism: Talpa occidentalis (Iberian mole)
Lineage: Eukaryota; Metazoa; Chordata; Mammalia; Eulipotyphla; Talpidae
Gene: NQO1
Product: NAD(P)H quinone dehydrogenase 1
Exons: 6
Coding region: 432-1256 (274 amino acids)
Cellular component (GO): cytosol
Molecular function (GO): NAD(P)H dehydrogenase (quinone) activity
Source: RefSeq, a predicted model, not a curated record